Molecule: messenger RNA, 625 nt
Organism: Dentiscutata heterogama
Lineage: Eukaryota; Fungi; Glomeromycota; Glomeromycetes; Diversisporales; Gigasporaceae
Source: the annotation of a GenBank genome assembly
AUGGAACUUAGCAAUAGAGAAAGUGAUACUUCUUUAAUAGAACUUGAUCUAACACCUAUUAGUAGUCAAGAAAAUGAAAUAUAUUGCAAAUGUUUCUUGUGCACUGAAGAAGGUCAUAGUGGUGCUUGGAAACCCAUAGUAAUAUAUUCAGAAUCAUCAAAUUUAGAGUUAUCAAGCGAUGAGAAUAAUGACUCAUAUUCACCAAAAAUUAAUAUGGAAACACAAAGCUUAUUUGAAAUCUCAAAAGAUAGUGAAAUUUUACAAGAAAGCAGCAAUUCAGAGUACUUAGUAUGGGAAGACUUUUCAGAUUGUAAUAGGGCCUUGAAUAAUUUUCUUGGCUCUGAAGAUUUUAAUGAUUAUUCAGAUCACUCUAUAUGGGAAGAUUUUUUUAACUAUAACAGAUCUUUGAAUGAUUUUCUUAGUUCUGAAAGCUCUGAAGACGAUUAUUCAGAUUAUUCUCAAAAUGAUAUAGAAUUAGAUAUAUCAGAGGAAAUGGCCAUUGCAUUAAGGAUAUUUAAAUGGCUUACUAUUCAAUAUAGAGAUUUUGAUCAUGCCGCAGAAUUAAGAUACAGAGCUAAUUAUGUAUUAUAUAGGAAUGAUGACCAAAUAGGUGAUAUUUUUGAUG